Molecule: messenger RNA, 1405 nt
Organism: Amphiprion ocellaris (clown anemonefish)
Lineage: Eukaryota; Metazoa; Chordata; Actinopteri; Pomacentridae
Product: hatching enzyme 1.2-like
Exons: 6
Coding region: 767-1405 (212 amino acids)
Biological process (GO): proteolysis
Molecular function (GO): zinc ion binding; metalloendopeptidase activity
Source: RefSeq, a predicted model, not a curated record
CUGUCUGUGUUCUGCAGGUCUCCUGAGAUGGCUCGUAUGUCUGUUUUCAGGUUCUCAGCUCUGGCUCUGCUGCUGUCUGCCUGCUGUUGGGCUGACAAUGAGGUAAGAUCACAGUGUGAUGUCUGGCUCACACUUCUAGAUGCUAUACACUGCAUUUUUAAACUUGACUGUCACAGUCAUAGACACGAAAGGUCUCCUGUGUCACAUGUGAAGCCUGAAAUAUUCUCCACAUUACAUUCUCCACAGAUUCCGUUAGAACCCUUCCGAGCUUUUCUUCACACCUGAGUUUUUAAGCAUCAUGGUGACAAUUCUUAUUCUCAUUUCUCACAGAUGACGACUUGAUGAAGGUUUCCCCUUCAACUUUAGGUUCUUCAAUGCAGAAAGUGCAUCUCGUUAUUUUCUGUAACUGGUCUGAACAGAUGUUUUUUUGGCUGACGACAUCUCUAAACUGUGAUGUCAUGUCAUUUGUUUCUAUGAAUUUCUAAUAAAUUUGUUUCUCUCCCCUAAUCUCUCCUUGAAGCUGAAGACAGGUACGUAAUCUGUUCUACCCAUCAGACCAACUGUAUUGGAAUGCUUAGUUCUAUGACUGGUGUGCUUGUUAUGCAAUGAAGUGACAUUAUGCUGUUGUCCAUGUCACUGAGCAGAGGAUGGUGCGGAGAAGCUUUCUGUCUCUGAACUUCUGGAGAGAGCCAACAGUAAUUUGAUCCGUUCUGAUGACUGAGAGAAGACUGAGAGAAAUGCUGACCCUUGCACCAGCCGAGGUUUCAUGUGGGGCAAGUGGAUUGAUGGGAAGGUCUACAUUCCUUAUUACAUCUCCAACCAGUUUUCCUCUCGUGAAAAGGCCAUCAUCACUAGGGGACUGGAGUCCUUCUCUUCCUUCUCCUGCAUCCGCUUCAGGCCCAGCAGAAGCAGCGAUCAUGACUGGCUGAGCAUUGAGUCCAAGGAUGGCUGCUACUCUUACGUUGGAUGUCGUGGUGGUAAGCAGGUGGUGUCCCUGGCCCGUCGUGGAUGCCUUUACCACGGCACCGUCCAACAUGAGCUGCUCCACGUUCUGGGCUUCAAUCAUGAACAGACCCGCUCUGACAGAGAUAACCACAUCAAAGUCAUGCUGCAAAACGUUCAGUCUGGAAUGGAGCACAACUUCAGGAAGAUUGCCACCCUCAACCAGGGCACUCCCUACGAUUACAACUCUGUCAUGCAGUACCACAAGUACGCCUUCUCCAAGAACAACAAGCCCACCAUGGUUCCCAUUCCUAACUCUGUCUCCUUUGGCAACGCUAAAGAAAUGAGCCGUAACGACAUUGCCAGACUCAACAAUCUCUACAAGUGCUUCUUUGCUGCUGCUGCUUCCGCUACUGCUGCUGCUUCUUCUUGUAGUGUAGUGGUGGCACAAGCGGGACAGUAG